AAUUAUGAAAUUUAGGGAUUUUUUUUUUUUAGUGGUGAACCACCUUAAUCAUUAGUAGUAGUCAAAGAGCUUUUAAUACAUCAUUGUAUCUAGUAUUAGUAUCCUAGUAUUAGUAUCCUAUUAAUAGGAUUUAGUAUAUGAAAUGGAGGGUAAGUUGUUUGAUUUUCAAUGCAAAUAUCACAAUGGUUCACUGCUUCAAAAAGUAGAAAUUUUAACAUCACGACAAAGGCGCUCACAAUCUUCUGAGGUUUUUUUAUCUCUUAGCUCAUUAAACGUGUGUAUUAUAUGUCUUCUUGAUAUAACACUUAAGUAUUCAUCCUAUCAAGAUGGUUCUAUGAAAAUUAAUUUAUUGGACAAUAAGAGAAAAAUAACAGAGGCUGGCCUAAAUAAAGAAAAAUUAAUUAAUGAAAAGCUAAUUUAUUCAAAAAACUAUCAUUGUAUUUGUAAAACAUGCUAUACAAGUGUAAAAAAAACAUUAACAAAAAUACAAAAAAAUAUUAGUGCAAUCUCAAGAGAUCGCGAAAUUCUUAAAGAAAGCUCUCAAAGAACAUUGAUAUCUAUACCAACAGCAGAAGUAACAGAUAGUAGAUUGGUUUUAAACAAGCAAAUAAAACUUGAUCAAGAAAGUAUAGAGAUUUUGUUAACAAGUACUUCGAAUCCAAAAGUAAAUAAAUUUAAUGUUCCUAUCAAUAGAAAAAGACUUAUUAAAUCUGCCAUUAAAGGAAAUGUUGCUCUUAUUUUUAAUGCAAUAAAAGAACUUGAUCCAGCAGCAUUUAAUAUUUCUAUAAUUAAUUAUAUCAACACAACAGUUUCUUUUGAAGUAGACACUUUAUGUAAUAACCCAUCUUCUUCAUUUAAACUACCUGAUAUUAAUAAUGCUUAUAAAAUUUCAUAUCAAAUCCAAUAUAGUGAGUUAUGUGAGAAAGCUUUUUUGUUAAAAGAAAUGGCAAUGUCAUGCGCAAGAAAUGUGAGAUCUAUCAAAAGAAACACAAGAAAAAAAAUCGAAACCUGUAUACCUUCUAUUACAAAUGCUAUUAGCUGUUUACUAAUGUGUCAUAAUCAACAAAUGAAUGCUAAUGCCAUUGUUAAUUCUUUAGUUCUUCAGAGAGGAAAAGUUGACAAAAUGACUUUUAACAGGCUUCAAUCUUUAAAUAUUUGCUUAUCACAUACAUCAGUCUUGAAAAAACAUGUGAUGUUGGGGGAAAAUUGUUAUCUACCAAUUCAUAAGCUAGCUUGUGAAUUGGAAUACAGUGCAAUAAGUUUAGUAUCAAAAAAAUCUUCUGCUCUGAACCAAGAAUGUGAAGAUAUUCCAAAUGAGUUGACUCAUAAUAUUCUUGAUUCUAGCCUUAAACAUUUAUCUUCAAAUAUGAAUGACAGUUUUUUUGAUGGCUCUGCAACCAGUUAUAAACUUUAUUUAUGGGAAUUAUUUUGGAAAAACCAGUCAAGUAUUCCUUCAACUAUUGCUGGUACUUUAAAGUCCAUUGGCAUGAGAGGUUUUCUAAAUAUAAGGACAGCAUUUAUAAUUUUAGGAACAAUUCCAAUAACAACUUGUGAAUGUGAAAGAAAACAUUUCUUACCUUCAAUUAAGGUAAGAAAUAUUUCCCUAAGUCUAAUUCUUCCAACAACUGAAGAUGAAAAUGAAUUAAAAAAUGAAUUCAAAAUUUUGGCUUCCAGAGAUCUGGUUAAAUAUUUUAAGGAUCUGGAAUGGAUGAAAAAGUAUGUAGUAUUUCGCAUUUCACAUUUUCCCUUGGGUGUUUUGGAUCAUAAUGAAGCAACUACAGAAGGAAUUAUUGAGAUAAUGAAGUUCCAGCAUAAACUUGUUCCCGGUCACGGGUCAGAUCAUUUGGUAAGAACAAUUACGGUAGGUGAUCUACUUACGGUUGAAAGAGAACAAAAUGCACAAGAUGAUUUGAGAGAUUCCUCUACCUCGUCAACAAGAUUAGAAGGACUAGUACCUUGCUUAGGAGAUUUUCAUACAUAUGGCAAUUUUCUUGAGGUUAUUUGGCAUCUAUUGUACCAUGCUUCAUCUUCUCAGGACAUUGGGACUUUGUUUCAGGCUCGUAACUUCUUUAAUGCCAGAUCUGUACCAGCGUCCCCGUUAAAAGACAUCAAUGCUUGUGAAGAUUUUAUUCUUAAAUACAGUGAUGCAUUAUUAGUAACUGCGUUCAAGCACUAUUUUACUAUAAACAAUUUUGAUUUUUCUGAUCAGGGAAGCAAAUGUUAUAUUAAACUUCUUAUGGAAAAACUUCUUACGGAUCUUGUUGAAGGUUAUAUAACCCCUGAUAUGUCAGAAGAUAUUUUUUUAUGUAAGGGCUAUAAAUGCUCAUUUUGUGAAAAAUCAUAUAUUCGUAUGAAGACUUUAAAAAUGCAUAUUAAAAAUAAUCACAAAGAUGCCACAUUGUUGCCUGAUAAAAAUGAAGAUUUUGUUCUAAACUACAGCAAAAAUGCUUUAACUUUGUGUUUUUUGGUUAAAGAUUUUAUUGAUGCAAGAAAGCAUGGAGACGGGAAACGGAUAUUGCGUUUGCAUAAAUUUCUACUUCUUUAUUUUAAACUUGAUGGUCGUACAAAGUAUGCAUACCAAGUUUUGCACCUCCACGCUCAAGUAAAUUUUUUGCUUCCUCCUGCUCUUUCUCAUGAAAUAAUGUGGAACAGAUUUGCAAAUACAAAAGGAAAAGUAGACUCAAAUAAAGUUAGAUUGUUUGAACAUGAAAACAGACACAUUAAAAUAGAUUUAGCAAAGUAUCAAGGUCAAAUAACGGAAAGUUCACUUGCACGAUGCAGCAAAUCCAAUAGAAAAAUGCAAGAAGUAAUAAAAUCAGUUGAUGAUCAACUUCUAGUUAAAACUCCAUCCGAAAGACAUGUUUCUAUUGAUUCCAAAAAGGAUGUGAUGCAGUUGGCUGACCAACUGCAAGACGCUAAAAUAUUUCAUUAUAUUAAAGGACGAUCACAUACUCGUUUUCCCGGUUUUUCAAAGAACUGUCUAAGUAACAUUGACAUUAAUAGUUACAAAUCAUGGGUUUACAAGAAGUUUGAAGAUUUUAAGAACAUGAAUAUUUAUACCACAGAUAAUCUAGUAACAGGGAUAGCUUUAUGACUAUUUUAAUUUUUAACAUAUUUUUUAUUAUGUAAUUUUCCUUACAUAAAUAUUUGUCCUAAUAUUUUAUCAAAUGUAAUUCUUGUAUCAACAUAUGGAAUUAUAUAUUGUAAAUUAACGAGUCUUAUUUUAUAAUUUUAAUUUUGUUAUAAAUGCUCAAGUUUUUUUA
This is a messenger RNA of Hydra vulgaris (swiftwater hydra), 3263 nucleotides long. Lineage: Eukaryota; Metazoa; Cnidaria; Hydrozoa; Anthoathecata; Hydridae. The record is from RefSeq and is a predicted model, not a curated record.